This is a messenger RNA of Thamnophis sirtalis, 2414 nucleotides long. The record is from RefSeq and is a predicted model, not a curated record. Lineage: Eukaryota; Metazoa; Chordata; Lepidosauria; Squamata; Natricidae.
AUGUCUGCUACAGAUGAAGAUGUCUGCAAUCAUAUAAAAGUAGUAAUUCGUGUUCGUCCUGAGAAUCCAAAAGAGAGAGAUGGCAACUUUCAAAAAGUGGUCCAGGUUGUUGAUAAACAUUUACUGGUGUUCGAUCCCAAAGUGGAAGAAGUCAGUUUCUUUCAUGGAAAAAAAUUACCGAACCGCGAUAUCACUAAAAGGCAAAAUAAGGAUCUAAAAUUUGUAUUUGAUGCCAUAUUUGAUGAACAUUCUACACAGCUGGAAAUCUUUGAAGACACCACCAAAACAUUUCUAGAUGGUUUUUUAAAUGGCUAUAAUUGCACAGUACUUGCUUAUGGCGCGACUGGAGCUGGGAAAACUCAUACAAUGCUGGGUUCCCCUGAAGACCCUGGAGUAAUGUACCUGACUAUGAUCCAGCUUUACAAUUCUAUUGAUCGAAUGAAAGAAGAGAAGCAUUGCAGUAUUGCAGUUUCAUAUCUUGAGGUCUACAAUGAGCAGAUACGUGACCUAUUAGUAAAUUCAGGACCGUUGGCUGUUCGAGAAGAUCCUCAAAAAGGAGUUUUGGUUCAUGGGAUAACCUUGCAUCAGCCCAAAUCUGCAGAAGAGAUCUUGCAAAUGUUGGAUUAUGGAAACAAAAACAGAACACAACAUCCUACUGAUGUAAAUGCCUCCUCAUCUCGGUCCCAUGCUGUCUUUCAGAUUUAUUUAAGGCAACAAGAUAAAACUGCAAGUAUCAGCCAAAAUGUCCGUAUUGCCAAAAUGUGUCUCAUUGACCUGGCAGGAUCCGAACGUGCCAGUGCCACAAAGGCCAAAGGCGCUGUCUUGAGAGAAGGAGCAAAUAUAAAUCGAUCACUGCUUGCUCUUGGCAAUGUUAUUAAUGCCCUCGCAGACCCAAAGAAAAAGAAUCAGCAUAUUCCCUAUCGGAAUAGUAAGCUUACUCGUUUACUGAAAGACUCUCUCGGAGGAAAUUGUCGCACUAUCAUUAUAGCUGCUAUUAGUCCUUCUUCUUUGUUCUUUGAUGACACCUACAACACUCUUAAAUAUGCCAACCGAGCCAAAGAUAUCAAAUCCUCAAUAAAGAGCAAUGUUGUAAGUCUGGAUAGCCAUAUAAGUCAAUAUGUUAAGAUCUGUGAGCAACAAAAGAAAGAGAUUUUAAUGCUGAAAGAGAAACUGGAAGCAUACAAAAUGGGAAAAAUAUCUGUUCCCAGUAACCAAGAUACAGCAAUAAGUACAAAUCAGCAGCAAGUUGAAAUAUCAAGGUUAAAAGAAAUCUUGAAGUGUGUGUUUGCAAAUCGAGAAGAAAUCAGGAAUGAGGUCCUCAAGCUUGACUUACAACUAAAAGAAAAUGUCCUUAAAACACAUUAUCAGAAAAAUUGCCACGAACAAGUUGAAAUAGUAUGUUCCUGCUCACCAGAGAGACUGGAAAAGGCAACUGGCAGACUUGAUCACCGGCUUGCUUUACUUAAAAGUCGUCGUUUGCAUCUAGAAAAGAAAAAAGAAGAGGAAACUAAAAGUUUUGAGGACAACACAAAUUGGUUGCAUAGAUUGGAGAAUGAAAUGCGCCUCCUGGGUCAAGAUGGGCAGAUUCCUCCAGAGCUAAAUAGAGAUCUGCAGUGUUGUCACUUGAAAUUGGAAAUUGAGGAUUUGAAAACGCAAAUUGAAUACAUGAAAACGCUAGCAUCCCAACAAGAACAGCAGUAUAAGCAGACGGAAAAAAUCCUGAAUUUUUCACUUCCAAUUUUAAGAAAACAGUAUAUUGCUUUAAAAGGGAUGCAGUUAGCCAAUGGUGUUAUUGAGGAUGAUUUCACAGAGUUAAAACAGCUCAUUCGCAGAGAGAAAGCUGUAAUUUGGGCUGACCAGAUUGUUGAAGAAGAAUCAGAUCAAAAUGAUCAGCUCAAGAUGUCUGCUGUCAUGUCAUUUCCACAGCUUGUGAGCUAUCGAAAUACUCCCUGUAAUACGCCUCGUAAUCUUACAGUGGAGAAAGUCAAGACAUCUGCUCAGCGUGAGACACAAUAUGGAAUGCCACUGCACAAAAGAACAAGGCGAAAAUUGAUAGCAUCUCCUCUGACAAUCCAGAGUCUUCAAGAUUCCAGCCAGUCGUGUCCUAACUCUGUGGUGGAAUCUCUCAGCGAAGCCUUCUGCUCAAUUACAUAUACACCCGAGGUCUGCAAGAAGCCAUCAAAGACUCUCUAUACAGGAACUGUGCAUAAGGCAACCCUUGAAGAAAUGAGUCACAUGGCACAAAUUCAGGAACCAUUAAAGCAGAGCAGCACCAAAGAUGUUGCAUAUAAUGUCACCCCAGAGUGCCACAUGAACUCAACUAUGCUUUGUAAAAAUAACACAGACACUAUAAACUGUCCUGAUGCAGCCAGAAGCAAGUCAGAAGCAGCCAAUAGCAGAAAUGUUUUACAAAG